ACUUCGUCUGGCGUCUGGCGGCAGUUCGGAGCGAGACGCCGACACGACGUUGUAUUUUCGUCCCGGACAAUUCGAGCUCCGAAACGAGGCUCACAUCUCCGAAACGAGGCUCGUCUCACGGCGUCUUCUCGUAUAUACAUAUGAAUUAUCGGACAAUUUCGCGAACGUGUUCUCCCGAGAGAUAAAAUCGUUAUCCGCGUGGCGAACGUUAUCACGCGGUCCGGAGAACGUGCUGUCGGCUGCUGAUGUGGAGGUGCGCGUAAGACGGGUAUUUGCCUUAUCCUUUCGAGCGGUGACCGGCGAUCGGCCUCCAGGAACGAGGCAUUUUUAGCGUAGCAGUUUGACCAAGUGAAUCGGAAUGGUCACCGCCACCGCAGAGAAAGUUCGAUGAAUCCGAGAAAAUUGUUUGUUGAAUCUGUCCGUUAAAGAUUUGUUGGAUCAUCGUUAUCGACGCCAGUGUCCGAAUUUUCGCGAAGGAUAAAUUGACAAUUGAGAGACGGAGAUUCGCGCAUAUCUCCUACGGGCAGAGGAUCAUCGAGGAUCGUAAGAUCCUGAUAUACCGACUUCCCUUCCACAUAUAUACGCACUCAUACUCAGCCUCCGUUCUUUCCAUUCAAGGCGCGUCGCAUUCAUCCGCCGGCAGCAGCAGCCGGUAUCACACACACACACACACACGCAUAUCCACGCAUACACACGAUCCGGAGAAGAAAGCGCGUCCGGUUCGUCUUGCAACGCGUCGUUUUUCCAUCGGAGUAUCCGGAGUCAGGGAAAAGCGGUAUCGCCGAUGCGUUUCCCCUGAGGACCAGCCGGAGAUAAGAAGAGAAGAGACGUCGCGGCCCGAGAUGACGUGACCCGUCCUUAUCGGAGAGGAAUGCCGGCGCGUUGACGCGGAUUCCUCUGAUUUUGGAUGGUCGUCGGGAUGCGAUCCGGGCAUCUGGACGCUGUCCGGACGGGUUUCAACGGCUGGCGAACCACCAGGCUGCUCUGACCAUCACAGCCGCUUAUCUCUCCGUAUUUCUCUCACUCGGUCGUCAGUUCGAGGAGAACACGGUUAAGCGAGGGGGAGGGGGGGACGGGGUUUCAGCGGUUCCACGUCGUAUAGACAAGUAAGUUCCCGGGAGAAUCAGCGGGAUGACGACGAUUCAGAGCUGCGGCGGCAGCUCUUCGAGAUGUGCGAGGCGUGCUUUCGUCUUCGUGUUCGCUUGGGGUCUGUUGAUGAUCGCGGCAGUGCAAUUCCGCCACCUGGAAAACAGGGCACUGCGCCAAGAUGGCGGUCCCACGGCCGAAGAGAGCGUCGGCGGCAACCUGGCGGAGGUCGAUGGCACCGGCGGCGAACGUGGCGCGAGUGGAAUUGGCUCGGCGAAUCUUGGUUUGUCCCGAUACCUUCUGCAGAGAUCCUCGCUGGGCGGUGAUCUCUCCAAUAGUGCCUUGUUAACUACCCUAACGACCCUGAAAAAUCGUCUGGAAAUAUCGACAAGGAGUCCGCUUGAGCUGGAACCGUUGCUAGACAAACGACCUGUCAAGUCCGAGCAACAGCUGAUCGAGGAGAUCGCCGAGAAGGUACCUAGCCUACCGCUGAGCGAUUGGAUCAGGAACAGUAAACUGACGAAGCGGGCCAACGAUAGCUGCGCGCGAUAUCCGCAGAUCUAUGAUCUCGAGUUCAACAAUUUCUACUGGCAAACGCUACGAACUAGUAAUGGCACGUUCCAAUUCUUCGGCGCGUUCUACGAUAAUCGACGGUUAUCUAGGAUCGGGCCAGCGGUGAGAAUUGUCGGUAUGAUUGAUCGUAUCGAGCCGACUGUCAAGACGUACUGUCAGCUGUGGUACGAAAAUGAGAGCGAACCUAAAAUCGUCGAGACCCUCGAAUACAAGUAUAUCUGGUAUCCCAAGUGGGGCAAUUACAAGCAGGGCAUCUAUCAACCAUAUGUGAUAGCGUGCAGGGUACCGCCGCAGGCCUCCGGCAGACCGCCGUCAUCCGUCUCCGUGGUUGAGAAACGUUGCGACACGGCUACCAAUCAUCUCCGAGUGAUCUAUAACAAGCCCGAGCGCAAGAAGGACUUUGCCGUGUGCGUGAAGGGCCUGGACUUUUUGCACGAGGAUCUGUCGGUACGGCUAGUCGAGUGGAUUGAGCUCAUCAGUCUACUGGGUGCCGACAAGAUCUAUUUCUACGAGCUGCAGGUGCACCCGAACGUGACCAAAGUCCUACAGCACUAUCAGCGACUUGGUAUGGUACACGUGACUCCGUUGACCCUGCCAGGUGGUCAACCAAAUGUGCCGGCCUUUCAGCACAUGUACCUAACGAAAAAGACCAAUCACAAACGGCAAAACGAGCUGAUACCGUACAACGAUUGUCUGUACAAGCACAUGUACGAGUACGAGUAUAUCGCGCUGCUGGACGUCGACGAGGUCAUCAUGCCCGUGAAGGACGCGACCUGGCAGGAACUGAUGCGCCGGGUGCUGCCCAAGGCCCUGCACAUACGGAACGAGACCCGCGCCUCGUACAACGUAAGGAACGUCUACUUCCUAGACGACCUACUGCACUCUCAUGGUUACUUCAAGGACAUACCCAAGUAUAUGCAUAUGCUGCAGCACGUGUACCGCUCGAAGAACUUCACCAAACCGAACCAGUACAUCAAGUGUUUCCACAAUCCGGAAAGGGUGGUCACCUUGCAUAAUCACUUCCCGCUCGCGUGCCUGGGCGCCGGUUGCACCAGCUACCCCAUCGAGACCGAGGACGCGCAGCUGCAGCACUAUCGUGCCGAUUGCGUGCGAUCGUUGAAGAAGACCUGCGUGGAGUACCGGGAGAAUAGUGUGAUUGAUACGACGAUAUGGCGUUAUAGGGACAAACUGAUCGACAGGGUCACCGACACGCUGAAGACACUCGGUUUCUUCGGUCCGAGAUAGCAAUCGGAGAUCGAUCCCUUCUUCCCUUCUUUCUGUCACCUUGCUGUGAAGUUUUGAUCGGUCUCCGUGAAAGGGAGGUCUAGCUCGUGCUGCGCGGAACGGAGGCGAGGAAAUUAAUCAGAGCGGGAGAUAAUUGCCGGCGAAGCUUGAUCGCGGAGAUUUAAUCGAGGAGAUAAUCGAGAUCGGUGUAAUCGUUAAAGUGGACGCGUUUCUAGUGGCAGCGUGUAAUAUCGCAUCUUGAUCGUUCGUAUAUACGUGUGAGAAGGAUCUCUUUUAAUAGCGCCAAGAAUGUGCAUAUCUUAUAUCCGAAGCAACAAGAUAUGUAAGCCUUACUUAAAAAUGUAGAAGAUUCGGAACUUGUUGGCUGAAAAAUAAUACCGCGUUCUCGUGAAGGAUAAAUGCGAGAUUUAUGUCGAGAUUGAGCUCUUGCUUAGUUAUGCAUGAGUUUCAUCAAUACGGUAGUUUUCGGUUAUGCCGUUAAACCAACAACGUUAUCUCCAGAACUGAAUGUAAUUCCGGCUCGAUUUGUAUCGAGCAAGUUUUCGUUCUACGCAACGAGCCGAUUACGUUCGCGAGAAAACUGCACGGUAUUUUUUUUUUUCUUCUUUUGUGUAAAUAAUCUCUCUUAAGUCUCCUUCCUAUAUAUGCUCAAUAUAUAAUACGAAGUCUGCAAUCGAUAGCCAUAGCGAACAGCUGUAAUCAGGGAACGUAUACAUACGAUUGUGCGUACUUUAGAUUUGAUAAUAAAAUCAAAGAACGUGGAUUUGAAAAAUUAUACUCUUUUUAAUAACAAGUAUAAAAAAAUGUACAAAAAAUAUGAAAGAUAUAUAAAAAAAUUUGUUUUAUUAUAUAUUACGUUACAUCAAAAUGUAAAUGCAAUGUAUGUUAAAAUAUAUCAAUUUGUUGAUUCUCCUUUUAUCAUAUUGAUGCAAAAAUAAUAUGAUAACAAAUAUAUAUAUAUAAAUUCUUUUUCUUUUUUAAUUUUCGGAAAAUAUCCUUUUGGGAAUAGUUGUUGAAAAGUGUAUUGUCAUACCGUUCCGAUGACUGAAACGCUGUGAGGUAUAAACACUCGUAUUAAUUAAGGCUAUUUUUAAUAAGUCUUCCGCAGCCGCGAAGCGAUCUGUUUUUCGUAGAUAGUAAUCGGAAACUGUCUGAAUUGUAUUAUUGUACGCGUGAAAUAAAAAAAAUAAGUAUGAAUGAUACGCUAUAUUAGGUACAAAAAAUAAUAUAAUGGCCGCUGAUUAUAUAUACAAUAUUAUGCAUGUUUUUACAAAAUUUUAUUUAACGUGUUUCAUUAUUUUUAAACAUUUUGUCUAUCUUUUGAUAUUUAGCAUCUGGACGUGUUGUUUCGUUAAAACGUUCGAAAUAUUCGUAACGUGUGUACGUUUUAACUAACAAUAAAUAUUUCAAAAAGGGUUGUAUAUUGAUGGAUCGCUUCGCGAUUUUGGAAAACUUUUUCUUUUUCUUAUGGUAAACCUCGAUCGUUUUCUGCGCGAUGAGAACCGAUCGCGUUUUACGACUCAACGCGUAAAGCGUUGCUCGUAAAAGCAAGAGGGCGAUUCACGUUGCACCAUGAGACAUGGAUCGAUAUAAAGGGGACCAUUGUAGAUAAGAGUCAAUAAGAAUCAUAAGAGAGCUGGCGCGCAUGAGACGCGAUUGGCCUAUACGUGAAAAUAAAAUCAUAUCGUACUCUUUGUGAAGCGAAUGUGUAUUGUACGGCAACGUUUUCGAGCGAAAAGAUAGAUGAAACAGUGCCUUUCAAUUGAUAUAUGUUACGAUAAUUUAAUUAUAAACAUGAGUCUUGUAUGUACUUUUUCGCUCCUACAAUAUGAAGAUUGAACAUAAUAUUAUCGUGUAAUAAUAAAACAAUCUCAUAUACACACAAGCGUUAAUGUUGAGCGAAGAAAUGGUCGAGCGUGACUGUAAUAUUGAAAUAAAAUUAAAGCGAAUUGAUUGACUUAUGUCAAAAAGGGAGAACUUUAAAAAUUCUUCAAAUUUCGAGAAAGUCAGACUGAAUUUUUAGCGUGACUAAUACACUGCGCUGUUUUACACGACGAAAAUCUCUCACUUGCUGUAAUAAUUCUUUGUACAUAUAUUUUCGAAAUAUGAAAGAUGAUUUAAGAUGAAUAUAAA
Cataglyphis hispanica is the source of this 5037-nucleotide messenger RNA. RefSeq lists its product as uncharacterized. The record is from RefSeq and is a predicted model, not a curated record. The transcript has 3 exons. Lineage: Eukaryota; Metazoa; Arthropoda; Insecta; Hymenoptera; Formicidae. The coding region runs from base 1132 to 2904 and encodes 590 amino acids.